Messenger RNA from Fusarium keratoplasticum, 990 nucleotides. RefSeq names its product Metallophos domain-containing protein. Bases 1 to 990 code for a protein of 329 amino acids. The transcript has a single exon. Gene Ontology annotation, molecular function: hydrolase activity. The record is from RefSeq and is a predicted model, not a curated record. Lineage: Eukaryota; Fungi; Ascomycota; Sordariomycetes; Hypocreales; Nectriaceae.
AUGCCUCUUCUCAUCAAGACAAGAUUUCUCAUACUAUCUGAUACCCACGGGUUACAGUUCCAAGCAGACAGAAAACCUCACGAAUCAGCGGACGUGGUUAUUCACUGCGGCGACCUCACAGGCGAUUCCAAGUUGCAUGACUUCAAACAAACAAUCAAACUUCUCCAGGAAAUCGACGCACCCCUCAAGAUUGUCAUUGCUGGAAACCAUGACUUCACGCUUGAUGAUUCGGCCUUCAAACAAAAGAUUGCAGAAGCAAGCAGGCUGGCACAAGAGGAUCUGGAAGACAGCAUCAAGGCUGAAUAUGGCGACUACGGCGACGCUAGGCGGCUUUUGCAUGAGGCAAGAGACCAGGGAAUUGUAUUUCUGGAAGAGGGAUCUCACCAGUUUACACUCGACAGCGGCGCCCUACUGAGGGUAUAUGCAAGUCCGUAUACACCGACUACUGGCAACAGCAGCGAUUGGGGCUUCCAGUAUGGCGGAGCUCACGAGUUUACCAUCGAAAAGGGAACCGAUAUCGUUGUGACACACGGUCCGCCUCACGGCAUCAUGGACAUGACAACGGAGAGGAAGCGGAUUGGAUGCCCUCAACUCUUUGCUGCCGUUGCUAGAGGCCAACCCAAACUUCACUGUUUUGGACAUGUUCACAAUAGCUGGGGCGCAAAACUGGUUGCAUGGCGACCGACAAUAUCUGACAAGCCUUCACAUUUCAGCGAUCUCGACAACGGGAAGUCUGUGGUGAUCGAGAGCCUAUCUCGGUUGAAGGGAUCCAAGUUCGAGUCGGCAGAGGACAGAGAGACUCGGGAAGAUACAGUGGAGCGGUACAAGUCGCAACGAUGCUGUCACACGAGUCACUGCGACGGCGACGAUAGGCCCCUACGUUCAGGAGAGACCUUGUUUGUCAAUGCUGCGGUAAUGGGGGAUGACGAGCUCAACCAGUACCCGUGGCUGGUUGACGUUGAACUGGAGCCCUACCAAGGCAAGAGUUGA